Trichoderma aggressivum f. europaeum is the source of this 2070-nucleotide messenger RNA. RefSeq lists its product as uncharacterized. The coding region runs from base 1 to 2070 and encodes 689 amino acids. Lineage: Eukaryota; Fungi; Ascomycota; Sordariomycetes; Hypocreales; Hypocreaceae. The record is from RefSeq and is a predicted model, not a curated record. Gene Ontology annotation, molecular function: cyclin binding; RNA polymerase II CTD heptapeptide repeat kinase activity; ATP binding. Gene Ontology annotation, cellular component: nucleus; cyclin/CDK positive transcription elongation factor complex. The transcript has 2 exons. Gene Ontology annotation, biological process: protein phosphorylation; positive regulation of transcription elongation by RNA polymerase II.
AUGGGAAUAAACAGACAAUAUCCUCCCCAAUAUGCUCACGGUGGCAGCGGUUAUCCUGCCAGUGGCCCCCCUCAGAAUGGAUCACAGAACCAUUACCACGUGAAUUCGCUGCAUUCCCCCCCUUAUGCCGCACCCACUGGGCCUCAGGGUAACUACCGAGGGGGUCAUCGAGGGAGUGGCUUUCGUGGCGGGCCCACUGCAAAUCGAGGUGGCUAUCGUGGCACUGGCUUCAAGAGCACCUCUAGGAACCCUUCAUUCCAGGCACCGCCGCCGCCGCCGCCUCCGCCUCCCCCUCGAAGCAAUGGUUUCCCGUCAGAUGAAGAAGUUGACCGGAGGUCCACCGCCGCGGAUGCGGAUGCGGAUGCCGUGGCAGACACUGAUACCAUUGAUGCUCAUGAAAAUGCCUCUUUGGAGCGCUCAGACGAUGCACCAUCAGCUCCCACCAACCAUACUACGUCCAAGGAUGGAGCUGAAACUUCAUCACAAACCGCACCCAAGCCGGGGAGUGGUGCUGGCAAGUUCAGCUUUGCGUUUAAACCCUCCUCAAAGCCAACACCUGCGGCUCCGAAGCCCGAGAUUUCCCAAAAGUUCAACGCCGCACCCCCAAGGAGAGAGUCAGUACAGCAAGCCCAACCCUCUAACCGGGACCGCGAUCGGGACCGCGACCGCGACCGCGACCGUGAUCGUGAUAGAGAUCGUGAUCGGGACCGAGAUCGUGAUCGCGAUCGAGACCGAGACCGAGAACCUCCUCCAAGUGCGCCCACUGAGCCGUCUUCCGCACGUUCCCGGCGAGAGUUUAGGAAUCCUCCCGAGGGACCAAAAUUGGCACCGAGAACGCGGAAGGUGAUCAAAGUAAUGAAACGACCAAAGCCGCGACCGACUCUCCCCGACGACUUGAUUGAGUCCGACUCGGUGUUUUUCAGGAAGCCUGGAAAUGAAUCAGUGGUCGGCUCAGGGACAUACGGAAAAGUGUUCAAGGGGCUCAAUGUAUACACGAAGGGACUCGUUGCUCUGAAACGAAUUCGCAUGGAGGGCGAAAGAGAUGGCUUCCCCGUGACGGCAGUCCGUGAAAUCAAACUGCUGCAAUCGCUGAGACACACCAACAUAGUCAAUCUUCAGGAGGUCAUGGUAGAGAAGAAUGACUGUUUCAUGGUUUUCGAGUACCUCUCUCAUGACUUGACGGGUCUGCUCAACCAUCCUUCCUUCUCGCUAGAUUCAGCACAGAAGAAGCACAUGGCCAAGCAACUUUUCGAAGGGUUAGACUAUCUUCAUGAGAGAGGUGUCCUUCACCGGGACAUCAAGGCUGCCAAUAUCCUUGUUAGUAGUGAGGGAAUAUUGAAGCUGGCAGAUUUCGGACUGGCUCGGUUUUAUGCGAAACGACACCAGCUGGACUACACGAACCGGGUCAUUACGAUCUGGUACCGCUCACCGGAGCUCCUGCUAGGAGAGACCAAGUAUACCGCUGCCGUCGAUGUCUGGAGUGCCGCCUGUGUUAUGGUCGAGAUUUUCACUAGACUUGCCAUCUUUGCUGGAGACGGAACAGAGCUCAGCCAGCUCGACAAGAUAUACAAUGUUCUUGGGACCCCAACCCGCCACGAUUGGCCCGGAAUCACAGACAUGGCAUGGUUUGAGCUGCUCCGACCAACUGCUAAAAGGAAGAAUGUCUUUGCGGAGAAAUACAAAGACAGGGUGUCUCCUGCCGCCUUUGACUUGCUAAAAUCCAUGUUCUGCUACGACCCGGCGAAGAGGCCCACGGCAUCCACGAUCUUGCAACACCCGUACUUCACUACCGAAGAGCCACUGCCCAGACAGGCAAUAGAACUAGCAAAUAUUGGUGGCGAUUGGCACGAGUUUGAGUCGAAAGCUCUGCGAAAAGAAAACGAGCGGCGAGAUCGGGAGGCUCGAAAAGCAUCCAAGGACACUGCCCGCGAAAAGGACAAGAAACGCGUCACGGAGUCUCAUGAUCGCGAGAGGAGUGCCAAGAGGAUACACGUCGACCAGAAGCCGGCGGACAAUCGAGGUGGCACUGCUACAGCCACGGCAACGGCAACGAUAGCUACGAAGGAAUGA